This is a messenger RNA of Sodiomyces alkalinus F11, 801 nucleotides long. RefSeq lists its product as hypothetical. Lineage: Eukaryota; Fungi; Ascomycota; Sordariomycetes; Glomerellales; Plectosphaerellaceae. The coding region runs from base 167 to 397 and encodes 76 amino acids. The record is from RefSeq and is a predicted model, not a curated record. The transcript is spliced from 3 exons.
CUGUUCUGUUCUGUUCGAACGAUAGAUGGUUCCGUCAAUAUUGUAGAGCAGAGGGUGGAAUGCGAAACAGCACAAAUUAGACCAUCUGUCUUCCGGCUUGAGAAACCGGCGAGAUGGGUGUCUAGCGUCACGCUCUGUCCCAGCGUCUGCUUGGUCGUCAUCUAGGAUGGAUGCCCGGGGUGAAAAUCACCCACUUGAACGUCUCUUGGCUCGACUGUCGUUCAAGCGGCUCGACCUGAGCGUACUCCGUAUGGGGAUCAUGUCGCAUAAGCAUGACACUGCAUUAGCGUCUCUCCGGCCAAGACGGGGCAGUUCAGGCACAAAGAGCACGCUUGUCAACGAACAAAGGGGAUGCGAACGUUCGAACAUUAUGCCAUCGGGGCCGUUCUCUGGAUAGAGGUCGCUCGGAUGGCAAGUCGGUCUAACUGACUAAGGGUCUCUAUUCGCAUAGGUACCGACAUGGUCCUUUGGACUGACUCUUCGAGUGGCUUGGCCGGAUCUGCCUCCGUCUCGAGUUUCCGUCAGGCUCGCGUACCGGCGAAAACCUUGACGGGUAGUACGACCGAAUUUGGUUCCGCAAGGCAGCUAACCACCGGGGUGGCUUCACGGGAAUGACAUUUUUACGCGACUGUCGAAUACGUGUUCGAGGUCUGAUUUCGCAUCUCGAGUCCUGUCCAGUCAAUUGUCACCUUGGAUUGGUUCCUGGUUUUGUCUGCAUACGCAGAAACGAUCUCCAGUAAGACAGCCUGAGUCGAGAGUUAUACUGGAACAUGCUUUCAAGGAAGUAAGGAGGAAAAGAAA